UCUGCCUGGCACAGAUGUGUGUUGAUGUGCUUCCAGUUGUUUGUGGGGACUGAUGGUGUCUGAAACGGCAGGAUCCUCCCUUUAGAAUGUGAGCUCACCACUACUUUAAUGACACCGGAUUCAUUCAUUAACAGCCCGUCAGACUGUCUCAGUGCCCCUUUUUAAAGCAACCUGAGUCCAUCAUUUAGCAGUGUUGGAACAGAAGCGCGUGAAGUUUCAGGAUGACGGCCCUUAAACUACCUUGUGCUGUGAUGUUGCUGGUUUGUGCUUUGAAAUUUAGUGCAACUCAAACGAGCUGCAAAGGACGCUGCGGUGCCGAGUACUACAGGGGAUACAUGUGCCAGUGUGACUACGGCUGCCUGCUUUAUGAAGAGUGCUGCACAGACUAUGAAAGUCAAUGCACCACCCAGAACUCAUGUAAGGGUCGGUGUGGAGAAACUUUCAAGAGGGGUCGGCUGUGUACCUGUGAUUCUGAUUGCAUUAAGUUCAAGCAGUGCUGUCCAGACUACAAGACCCAAUGUGAAUCUGAAGAAAUCAAUGGAAAGACCAGUGUGGCAACAAUGAAGAUUAAUUCGUGUCAUAAUUUAAAUGAUAGCAAAGCUGAAGAAUCAGCUCUGGAUGAAGACACACAGGAGCUUGCUAUGAACAAGGGAAACAAUGAAGAUGGCUUAUUUCCUUUGGAGAGCUCAACGCCACAGCCAACUAAUGCCCCAAGUGAUGGCUAUACAUUUGCUGACAUUGAAGCUGAGGUUCCAGUGGCAACUACAGUCCCAGAUUCUACCAGUGGAGACGGAUCAUCCCCAUCCGACUUACUGGACCAAGUUCCCACAGAUCCCACUGUGGAUGGAGAUGUUUCCCUCACACAGAUGACUGUUUCAGUCAGUGGCGAUCCCCUCACCUCCAGCCAAGCCCCUGGAGACCAAGAAGCAGAUGCCAUAGGUCUUACAACUCCCUUUGAGCAAAAUACAACAUUCCCUGAGCCUACAGUCUCAUAUGAGCUCUACACCGACAACCUUUCAGCAUCACCCACAACAUCAAUAAACACUUCACAAAGACCAGAAGUCACUCAAAUCACAACAGAUGAUCCGGAAGUGCUGGAAAAUAUCCAGGUCACCACCACAUCCCCUUCAGAUGUGAUGAUUCCAACAACGAUCCCAGUGGGAAUCACUCAGAGCCUCAACACUGAACAAAACUCAAAUGAUGUUGACACCAGCGCUCCAUCUUUGGCCCCAACACUUGAAGAUUCAUCCAGAUAUUCUCCAGAACUCAGUGUUGGAACAACCAUCAUUCCCUCCCCUACAAAUACUGUGCAAGAUGGCACCUCAGAUAAUGUUAUACCAGCAGUAAGUACUUCUGAUCCACUCAAAGAAGACCUAAAACUGACCAAACCCUCACCAUCCACCUCAAAACCUGAAGAGACACCUGAGCCUUCCAAACUAAAGCCCACCUCUAAACCAGAGACGAAACCUCUGGACACACAAACCCCAAAGACAGAUAUCCAAGCUGAUGACAGCAAUGAUAAAAACCUGUGCAGCGGGAGGCCGAUAAGUGGAGUCACCACACUCAGAAACGGGACAAUUGCAGUUUUCAGAGGUCAUUACUUCUGGUUUCUGGAUAGGAACAGGGUGCCAAGUCCACCUCAAAGCAUCACACAGGUCUGGGGUGUUCCUUCCCCCAUCGACACGGUGUUCACUCGCUGCAACUGUGAGGGCAAAACAUAUAUUUUUAAGGGAAGCAGGUAUUGGAGAUACGACAAUGAUGUUUUGGAACCUGGCUAUCCUAAAGUCAUUAAGACAGGCUUUGAUGGCCUGAGGGGUCACAUCACUGCUGCCCUGUCUGUGCCUCAGUAUCGAAGCAGAAGAGAAGCGGUCUUCUUCUUCAAGAGAGGAGGUUUUGUUCAGAAAUACUCAUACCAGGCUGGCACCUCCAGGACUUGUGGUAGAAAAGUUGGAAAUCCGAUUGUGACAGUUCGAUAUCGAAGUGCUCGCCAAGCAGCGACCAUCUUAGAACCAGCCAUAAACAUUCGUAAAUCCUGGAAAGGCUUCCCCUUCCAAAUCACAGCGGCUGUGUCUGUGCCCAGCACCCAGGAGCAGGAGGGCUACAAAUACUUUGUCUUCUCCAGAUCAUCAACAUAUAACGUGAGGAUCAGCGGAGAACGUCCCACAAUUGCAGCAAAAGAAAACGCGACGCCUCAAAGCAACAGUUUCUUCACUUGUCCGAAGAACCAACCUUGAAGAUCCUUUUCCUGACAAGAGUUUUCCUAAAGCAUUCAACUUUAAUAACAUUUUCUUAAAACACUGCUUUUGUAGGGACUUUUAAAACAAACAACAAACUUACAAGUAAAGAAAAAAUAUUAAAAGCACAGAGGCUGAAGACAAAGAUGAAAUGUGUUUGUGAUGGGAAUGCCGAGUCCUCCAGAGCGCUCUUCUAUUAGAACUUUAUCUUGCAAAUCGUCUCCCACUUACACCCCGGGAUGGAAACGCUUGACCUGUAAAGAAUUCAAAUAUGCAUUCAGAUGCAGUUACAUUCUCUUUAUUUUAUAUCUGUAAGAACUCAUGACUUAUUAUGAAAGUAUAUUCAUGUUUCCUGUAACACUUUUUAUCCAAUAAACAAAUUUAAAAGAACAUA
Messenger RNA from Oryzias latipes (Japanese medaka), 2628 nucleotides. RefSeq names its product proteoglycan 4b (gene prg4b). The record is from RefSeq and is a predicted model, not a curated record. Gene Ontology annotation, biological process: immune response. Gene Ontology annotation, molecular function: scavenger receptor activity; polysaccharide binding. Lineage: Eukaryota; Metazoa; Chordata; Actinopteri; Beloniformes; Adrianichthyidae.